Messenger RNA from Centrocercus urophasianus (Greater sage-grouse), 4994 nucleotides. RefSeq names its product insulin receptor (gene INSR). Lineage: Eukaryota; Metazoa; Chordata; Aves; Galliformes; Phasianidae. Gene Ontology annotation, biological process: glucose homeostasis; protein autophosphorylation; positive regulation of phosphatidylinositol 3-kinase/protein kinase B signal transduction. Gene Ontology annotation, cellular component: membrane; insulin receptor complex; axon. The transcript has 21 exons. The record is from RefSeq and is a predicted model, not a curated record. Bases 1 to 4062 code for a protein of 1353 amino acids. Gene Ontology annotation, molecular function: phosphatidylinositol 3-kinase binding; insulin receptor substrate binding; insulin receptor activity.
AUGGGAGCGAGAGCGGCGGCGGCGGCGGCCGUGGCGGUGGCCGCGGUGUUGGCGGCCUGCGGCGGCCGCGCGGAGAUUUGCAGAAGCAUGGACAUCCGCAACAACCUGACCCGGCUGAGCUUGCUGGAGAACUGCACGGUGAUUGAGGGCCACUUGCAAAUACUGCUGAUGUUUAAAACCAAGCCUGAAGAUUUCCGCGAGCUCAGCUUCCCCAAACUGACUAUGAUUACAGACUACUUGCUUCUGUUCCGUGUGUAUGGCCUGGAGAGCUUAAAGGGGCUCUUCCCCAACCUCACGGUGAUCCGAGGAACCCAUCUGUUCUUCAACUACGCGCUGGUCAUCUUUGAGAUGGUUCACCUGAAGGAGAUCGGCCUCUACAACCUGAUGAACAUCACGCGCGGCGCCGUGCGCAUCGAGAAGAACAACGAGCUGUGCUACCUGUCCACCAUCGACUGGUCGAGGAUUUUGGACUCCGUCGAGGACAACUACAUCAUCGCCAACAAGGACGACAAGGAGGAGUGCGGAGAUGUGUGUCCAGGAACCGUGAAAGGGAAAAGCAACUGCCCGCCCACCGUCAUCAACGGCAUCUUCAUCGAGCGCUGCUGGACCCACGACCGCUGCCAGCGAGUUUGCCCACCUGCCUGCAAGUCCCAGGGCUGCACGUCGGACGGGCAGUGCUGUCACAGCGAGUGCCUCGGGGACUGCACGGAGCCCAACAACGCGGAGCGGUGCGUGGCGUGCCGCAACUUCUACCUGGACGGGACGUGCGUGGAGACGUGCCCACCCGGGCACUACCGCUUCGAGGGCUGGCGCUGCGUCACCUUCAGCUUCUGCCAGGAGCUGCACAACAAGUGCAAGAGCGCCCGCGAGUCGGGCUGCCACGUCAUCCACAACAACGAGUGCGUCCACGAGUGCCCGUCGGGGUACAUCAUGAACUCCAGCAACUUGCACUGCACUCCUUGUGCAGGGCCCUGUCCAAAGGUUUGUGACUAUGGGAAAGAGAAGACUAUUGAUUCGGUGACGUCGGCACAGGAGCUCCGUGGCUGCACAGUUGUUAAUGGAAGCUUGGUUAUAAAUAUCCGUGGAGGAAAUAACAUAGCAGCUGAGCUAGAAGCGAAUCUUGGCUUGAUAGAAGAAAUCUCAGGUUACCUAAAAAUCCGCCGGUCUUAUGCCUUGGUUUCUCUUUCUUUUUUUCGUAAACUACAUCUGAUUAGAGGAGAAACACUGGAAGCUGGAAAUUAUUCAUUCUACGCCUUGGACAACCAGAAUCUUCGCCAGCUCUGGGACUGGAGUAAACACAACCUCACGAUAGCACGAGGCAAACUCUUCUUCCAUUAUAAUCCCAAACUGUGUUUGUCAGAAAUCCACAAGAUGGAGGAGAUCUCUGGAACUAAGGGGCGUCAGGAGAGGAACGACAUAGCCCUGAAGACAAACGGUGACCAAGCUUCAUGUGAAAACGAAUUGCUGAAGUUCUCUUCCAUCAGAACAUCUCACGACAAGAUCCUGUUGAAGUGGGAGCCAUAUUGGCCUCCUGAUUUCCGUGACCUCCUGGGAUUUAUGCUCUUUUACAAAGAGGCUCCGUACCAAAACGUGACGGAGUUUGAUGGGCAGGAUGCCUGCGGCUCCAACAGCUGGACAGUGGUGGAUGUGGACCCGCCGCCGCGCUCCAACGAGCCCAAAGCCCAGGCCCAGCCAGGCUGGCUGCUGCGGGGCCUGAAGCCAUGGACACAGUAUGCUGUGUUUGUUAAAACUCUGGUCACCUUCUCAGAUGAACGAAGGACGUACGGUGCGAAGAGUGAGAUCAUCUACGUGCAGACCAACGCUACAGUUCCAUCAGUCCCAUUAGAUCCAAUUUCUGUUUCCAACUCUUCAUCCCAAAUCAUCCUGAAGUGGAAGCCGCCCUCAGAGCCCAAUGGCAACAUCACACACUAUCUGGUGUUCUGGCAGCAGCAGGCAGAAGACAGUGAGCUUUAUGAACUCGAUUACUGCUUGAAGGGAUUAAAACUGCCCUCAAGGACGUGGUCUCCUCCUUUUGAAUCUGAAGACCCUCAGAAGUACAACCAAAGCGAAAGUGAGGAUGUCAGUGGAGAAUGUUGUUCCUGUCCGAAAACCGACUCUCAGAUCCAGAAGGAGCUGGAGGAGUCCGCGUUCCGCAAGACCUUUGAGAACUACCUUCACAACGAGGUGUUCGUCCCCAGACCAUCGAGGAAGAGAAGAGACCUGGGCUCCAUUGCAAAUGCCACCGUGGUGAUCCCCACCAUCCCGUCCUCUCCAAACUCUUCUGCAGCAGCAUCUGAGAGCGCAGAGGAACAGAAACCUUUUGAAAAGGUGAAGUUCAAGGAGUCCCUGGUGAUCUCCGGGCUGCGGCACUUCACGGGGUAUCGCAUUGAGCUCCAUGCCUGUAACCACGAUGCUCAGGAGUCCCGGUGCAGCGUUGCAGCUUAUGUCAGUGCCAGGACCAUGCCGGAAGCUAAGGCAGAUGACAUCGUUGGGCCAGUCACCCAUGAACUGGUUGAAAAAAACACCGUGCACUUGAAGUGGCAGGAGCCCAAGGAGCCGAAUGGCCUUAUUGUGCUGUAUGAAGUGAAUUACGGCCGUCUGGGGGAAGCAGAGGAAGCGCACUUCUGCGUGUCCCGAAAGCACUUUGCCAGCGAGCAGGGCUGCAAACUGCGCGGGCUGCAGCCUGGAAACUACAGCGUGCGGAUCCGAGCGACGUCGCUGGCUGGGAACGGCUCCUGGACAGAGCCCACCUACUUCUACGUGGCUGAUUACCUGAACGCUCAGCCUAAUAUUGCUGUUAUAAUUGUUCCGAUUAUUUUUGCCAUAAUCAUUGCUGGAAUUAUUGGAGCUGCUUACGUGCUCGUGAAAAAGAGACAAACUGAAGGACCAACGGGGCCACUCUACGCGUCCUCUAACCCCGAAUACCUCAGUGCCAGUGAUGUGUACGUUCCUGAUGAGUGGGAGGUCCCACGGGAGAAGAUCGCUCUGCUCCGUGAGCUGGGCCAGGGCUCGUUUGGAAUGGUGUACGAGGGCAUUGCCAAGGACAUCGUGAAGGGAGAGCUGGAGACCCGCGUGGCUGUGAAAACGGUGAACGAGUCGGCCAGCCUGCGGGAGCGCAUCGAGUUCCUCAACGAAGCCUCUGUGAUGAAAGGCUUCAGCUGCCAUCACGUGGUUCGCCUCCUCGGGGUGGUCUCCAAGGGCCAACCCACGCUGGUGGUCAUGGAGUUGAUGGCACACGGGGACUUGAAAAGCUACCUGCGCUCUCUGAGACCCGACGCUGAGAAUAACCCUGGUCGUCCACCACCAACACUGAGAGAAAUGAUCCAGAUGGCUGCGGAGAUCGCCGACGGCAUGGCCUAUCUGAAUGCCAAAAAGUUUGUUCACAGAGAUCUGGCAGCUCGGAACUGCAUGGUUGCAGAGGACUUCACUGUAAAAAUUGGAGACUUCGGCAUGACCAGGGAUAUCUACGAGACGGAUUAUUACCGAAAGGGCGGCAAAGGGCUUCUGCCUGUGCGCUGGAUGGCGCCCGAAUCGCUGAAGGACGGCGUGUUCACAACGUACUCAGACGUGUGGUCAUUUGGUGUUGUCCUGUGGGAGAUCAGCAGCUUAGCAGAGCAGCCGUACCAGGGACUCUCCAACGAACAGGUGCUGAAGUUUGUGAUGGAUGGAGGAUACCUGGAUCAGCCAGACAACUGCCCAGAGAGGCUGCACAACCUGAUGCAGAUGUGCUGGCAGUACAACCCCAAGAUGCGCCCCACCUUCAUUGAGGUCAUUGAGAUGCUGAAGGAGGAUUUGCACCCCAGCUUCCAAGAGGUUUCCUUCUUCUACAGCGAGGAGAACAAACCUCUGGAAACAGAGGAGUAUGAGAUGGACUUCGAGAACAUGGAGAGCAUCCCCCUCGACCCCUCCUCGUACACACAGAGGGACAAAGCCCUGGGGAGGGACAACGGGCCCUCCAUGGCCCUCAAGGGGAACUACGAGGAGCACAUACCUUACACUCACAUGAACGGUGGCAAGAAGAACGGGCGGAUCCUCUCCAUGCCCAGGUCGAGUCCUUCCUAACGCCUCCCGUGGCCCAAGGGUUGUGUCUGCUUUUCUCCCCUCCACGAAUCUCAGGACUCUUUGUUAUUGCUGCCGCAGUGUAUGACACACAUCUACAGACUCUUCAGAUUUUUAAUCAUCUUAUGAUUAAUACUUUUUUUUUUUUCCCUUUUUUUGCCAAGUUGACUGGUUGUCAGUGGACUUAUCUGUGAACAUAAAUGGAAGAGGUUUCCAUGGCUGCUCUCCUUUCUGUAACCAUGGUUUCAAAACAGGAAGCGACCGCGUCAGUUCAACUGAAGGAGGAGCAUCUGCGUUUGCCAACAACAGCCGUGAAAUUCGCCGCUCUCUGAGCUGCGGUGUAACGGUGUGGAACAAACCUCAGCGGGGCAGCAACGUCCCCAGGAGAAUUCCAGGCUUCAGGCAUCCUCGUCACUACAGCCGAAGGUUCGACACCGCGGUCGGACGCCAGAUCCUCAGAUUGACCAAGAGCUGCUGCUUUCGUACUUUUUCCAUGGGUUAAAGCCCAGGGGUGCGUGCGUGUGCGUGCGUGUGUGCAGUAUCCAUAUGUGGGGUGUAUACGUAUAGCAAAAUAUACACUUCUGGUUUUUGUACAUAAGUUUUGUAUGUUCUCACGGAAGCUUUCCUCUUCUCGGAAGCGUGUACUUCUCUUUCUCCCGUUUCCCUGGAGUGACCGAAUCCUACACAGAUUAUUUUUAUACUGAGGACUCUUGGGAGUAGGUUUUCUCUCAUUAAUAAAUGAGGAAAAUAUGCUGAGAGCCAAAGGAGCAGAAAUCUGAGAUUUAUGGGUCCUUUCAAGACCAAACGAAGGAGGAGUCCCCAGACCUGAGAAACCGUUUUCUGUCCUUACAGCAUCGAGUAUAUAUAUUGUUUGUUGUAACAUAUUUAAAAUGUCUUUAGUUUAAAUUUUAACUUCAUAUAAAUUAUUGACUGUU